Messenger RNA from Cottoperca gobio, 2834 nucleotides. It is a transcript of the gene trap1, whose product is annotated as TNF receptor-associated protein 1. The coding region runs from base 6 to 2270 and encodes 754 amino acids. NCBI's taxonomy places the organism in Eukaryota, Metazoa, Chordata, Actinopteri, Perciformes, Bovichtidae. The record is from RefSeq and is a predicted model, not a curated record. The transcript is spliced from 18 exons. Gene Ontology annotation, biological process: protein folding. Gene Ontology annotation, molecular function: ATP binding; ATP-dependent protein folding chaperone; ATP hydrolysis activity.
CCCUGAUGACGUCAUUACACGGCGCAGUCACGGGUCCUGCCUGUGUUACCGUUGUCCGGCGUGUGUCCCUCGGUCAGUCGACUCGUCUUAUUGUCCCCUUGUCUGUCAUCAUGUCCCGCUGCCUCGCUCUGGCUCGGUUCACCCUCGGUUUCUCUCAGAGGACAAACUCACGGCUCACGUCAUGUGCACGAGGACUGAGCAGCCGAGUUACCUCGCGCUCCCUCACUGGAGACCUGCAGGUUGGACAGCAGCAGAGGUGGAGCAGUCGGCCCAGAGUGUGGAGCUCCCAGCGGUCCUGCCUUGGCUUCAGCCAGCAGUCUUACUACAGCACCCAGGAGGCAGAGAAAGAGCCAGAAGAGGAGCCUCUGCACACCAUCAUCAGUGACACAGAGUCUGUACAAGGUAGCUUGUCCAAACAUGAAUUUCAGGCUGAGACAAAAAAACUGCUGGACAUUGUUGCCAGGUCCUUGUACUCAGAGAAAGAGGUGUUCAUCAGGGAGCUGAUCUCCAACUGCAGUGACGCUCUGGAAAAACUGCGCCACAAACUGAUGACGGCGGGUGGGGAAACUGCUCCGAUGGAGGUCCACCUGCAGACCGAUAGUGCCAAGGGCACCUUCACCAUUCAGGACACAGGAGUGGGGAUGAACCAAGAGGAGCUGGUGGCCAACCUGGGGACUAUCGCCCGCUCCGGUUCCAAGGCAUUUUUGGAUGCCCUGCAGAACCAGGCGGAGGCCAGCAGCACCAUCAUUGGUCAGUUCGGGGUGGGAUUCUACUCUUCCUUCAUGGUGGCCGACUCUGUUGAAGUCUACUCCCGGUCCGCUGAGGCCGACGCACCCGGAUACAAGUGGACCUCAGACGGCUCUGGCGUUUUUGAGAUUGCUGAAGCCAGCGGUGUUCAACAGGGAACAAAGAUCGUGCUGCACCUCAAAGACGACUGCAAGGAGUUUGCCGCUGAGGACAGAGUUAAAGAGGUUGUAACAAAGUACAGCAACUUUGUCAGCUUCCCCAUCUUCCUGAACGGACGGAGGCUCAACACUCUGCAGGCCUUGUGGAUGAUGGAGCCUAAGGAGAUAAGUGACUGGCAGCACGAGGAGUUUUACCGCUACAUCGCCCAGUCAUACGACAAGCCCCGCUACACGCUACACUACCGCGCCGACGCCCCGCUCAACAUCCGAAGCAUCUUUUAUGUUCCUGACACGAAGCCGAGCAUGUUCGACACGAGCAGGGAGAUGGGCGCCAGUGUGGCUCUGUACAGCAGGAAGGUCCUGAUCCAGACCAAAGCGACCGACAUCCUGCCCAAGUGGCUGCGCUUCCUCCGAGGUGUGGUGGACAGUGAGGACAUCCCACUGAAUCUGAGCAGAGAGCUGCUGCAGGAGAGCGCCCUCAUCAGGAAGCUCCGUGACGUUCUGCAGCAGAGGGUGAUCCGCUUCCUGCUGGACCAGAGCAAGAAGGAGCCCGAGAAGUACAACAAGUUCUUUGAGGAAUACGGUCUCUUCAUGAGGGAGGGCAUCGUCACCACCCAGGAGCAAGACGUCAAGGAGGAUAUCGCAAAGCUGUUGAGGUUUGAGUCUUCCGCUCUGCCGGCGGGCGAGCACACCAAUCUGAUGGAGUACUCCACCCGCAUGAAGGCUGGCACACGCAACGUCUACUACCUGUGCGCCCCCAACCGCCAUCUUGCAGAGCACUCUCCCUACUAUGAGGCCAUGAAACAGAAAGACAUGGAGGUGCUGUUCUGCUACGAGCAGUUCGACGAGCUGACCCUGCUCCACCUCCGGGAGUUCGACAAGAAGAAGGUGAUCUCCGUGGAGACCGACAUCGUGGUGGAUCACUACAAAGAGGAGAAGUUUGAAGACAUGAAGCCCGCCUCCGAGCGUCUGACUCAGGAGCAGGCCGACGACUUGAUAUCCUGGAUGAAGAACGCUUUGGGCCCCCGAGUCACCAACAUAAAGCUGACUCCUCGGCUGGACACCCACCCAGCUAUGAUCACAGUGUUGGAAAUGGGUGCUGCACGCCACUUCCUCCGCACCCAACAGCUGGCUCGCACCCCCGAGGAGAGAGCUCAGAUUCUGCAGCCCACACUGGAGAUCAAUGCAGGACAUGAUCUGAUCAAGAAGUUGCAGGCACUGAAGGACGCAAACUCUGAACUGGCUGGACUGCUACUGGAACAGAUCUAUGACAACGCCAUGAUCACAGCAGGCCUGAACGACGAUCCCCGACCGAUGAUUUCCCGCCUUAACGAUCUGCUGACUAAAGCUCUGGAGAAGCACUGAGCUGCUCACAGGCAGGAGCAGUGCAGACAACAGACUUGGUUGUGAAGCGUGUUCAGCAGCUGAAGGACAUAUAAAGCUGGAGAACUAACAGGCCUUUGUUCAUCUGGAGCCAUAAAACCACCUCUUUCCCCCUCUGGAGAGCACAGAAAGGCUUUAAAAGAUCAGGUGUUGUGAAGAUGAACAGCUGGAAGCGUCUCUGUAAAUAACUUGUAUUCAUCAGGCUCAAUGUCCUGCACAUCUGCACACCAGCCACAAACAAUGUUGAGAUGAAGAGGGCGAGCGAGCAGAAGAGACGCAUUAAAAAGUAAUUCUGAUUUCUAAAUACAUGUAACAGCGUAAAGAUUCUAAAGUGUGCAUCAGAGCUUAAUUAGAAAUGCAAUACAUUCUCCCUGCAGCUGUUUGUUACGGUUUUCUUUUUAUAAGCCCUCUAUUUUCGUUUUUUCCUCAAUGUUCACUUAUGGUUAUAAGACUAUUAUAAUUAGUUAUAUUUCAGAAUAUUUGUGAUGUAUGAGCUGCAAAUGUGACAACCAGUGAAUCCAAUAAAAAUGUAUUUAAAAUAUUGUA